UAACAGCAAUGGUUCCCGACGGGGCUCGCCGGGAGCCGUGGGCGGAUCCAGGAUUCUGGUGAGCCCUUAGUGACGAGGCUCGCUUACGCAACAUUUCAAUGCUCGUCCAGGACGCAGAAGCUCGGUCACCGCUGCCGGGGAGCCCUCACAGAAGCGGAUCUUCUGGCCGUGGUUGCUAUUGUUUCUUCGACAAUAUAAGCCACUAUGGACGCCGCUAACUCUGCCGAACUGCAGCAAUUUCUCGAGCAAGAGAAGCAAAAAGCCGUGCUCAAUGAGCUUGUAGGCAAGUUGACUGAUGUGUGCUGGGACAAAUGUAUAACAUCAACACCUGGAAGCAAGUUAAGUUCCAGUGAAUCCUCUUGUCUGACCUACUGCGCGCAAAGAUUUCUGGAGACCAGCAGCCUCAUCCUUCGCCGGUUUCAAAAUUUGCAAUAAUGAUUGGGCUAGAUGUGUUAGCAAUGGAGUGCUUCUUGAGCAUUUGAUUCAGAUUUUAGGAUUUAGUGUAAUGCUACUUAAUCCAGUAUGAUUUAUCCGGGCAGAUUGAUAACAUGAAGGGUUCUCAUAUUUCAUGAUUUUGACUGUUAUGUGGAGUUUGGCGUGCUUGUGCUGACGCCUUGAUAAUAAUUAUUGAAUUUUGGAUAAGUUUUCGUUUGUUCUA
Molecule: messenger RNA, 658 nt
Organism: Physcomitrium patens
Lineage: Eukaryota; Viridiplantae; Streptophyta; Bryopsida; Funariales; Funariaceae
Product: mitochondrial import inner membrane translocase subunit TIM8
Source: RefSeq, a predicted model, not a curated record